Molecule: messenger RNA, 4377 nt
Organism: Bufo bufo (common toad)
Lineage: Eukaryota; Metazoa; Chordata; Amphibia; Anura; Bufonidae
Gene: DCAF5
Product: DDB1 and CUL4 associated factor 5
Exons: 9
Coding region: 131-2860 (909 amino acids)
Biological process (GO): negative regulation of fatty acid biosynthetic process
Cellular component (GO): Cul4-RING E3 ubiquitin ligase complex; cytoplasm
Molecular function (GO): protein binding
Source: RefSeq, a predicted model, not a curated record
GGACGAUCAGCUGAGGAGGGAGGAGCUCGCAUCGGCCCCGCAACUUGUGUCUAAACAGCUCCGUGUUUCCCUAGCUGCCAUGUCUGCCUGACGAGCCCCGGAUCACAGGGCGAGCCCGGGAGCUGCCGCCAUGAGAAGAGACGGGGGAUGCGGCAUGAGGUCGGCGGUGGGCUUCCUCUCCCGCAGAGGCCUGCUCGGGGACCCCCUGCUGAAGGAGGACUUCCAGCGGAGGAGGCUGCAGGCCUGCAGGAACCUCUACAAGAAGGACCUGCUCGGACACUUCGGUUGUGUCAAUGCUAUCGAGUUCUCCAACAACGGGGGGCACAUGCUGGUGUCAGGAGGAGAUGACCGCCGCGUGUUGCUGUGGCACAUGGAAAGAGCCAUCCAAGCAAAAGCUAAGCCCAUCCAGCUUAAAGGGGAACAUCAUUCAAACAUCUUUUGCCUGGCGUUCAAUAGCUGCAAUACCAAGGUGUUCUCCGGAGGAAACGAUGAACAGGUGAUCCUCCAUGAUGUGGAGAGUGGUGAAACCCUGGACGUCUUCACUCAUGACGAGGCCGUGUACGGACUCUCAGUCAGCCCAGUCAAUGACAAUGUCUUUGCCAGUUCGUCAGACGAUGGAAGAGUCUUAAUAUGGGACAUACGGGAGUCUCAACAGGGAGAUCCUUUCUGCUUGGCUCAUUAUCCCUCAGCCUUUCAUAGCGUUAUGUUUAACCCUGUGGAACCCAGGCUGCUGGCCACUGCCAAUUCCAAGGAAGGUGUUGGACUCUGGGACAUCAGAAAACCUAACACAUCUCUUCUACGCUACGGUGGAAACCUUUCCCUGCAGAGCGCAAUGAGUGUGAGGUUCAACAGCAACGGGACCCAGCUGCUAGCCCUGCGCCGGCGCCUGCCUCCGGUCCUCUACGACAUUCACUCACGUCUGCCCGUAUUCCAGUUCGACAAUCAGGGCUACUUCAACUCGUGUACCAUGAAGAGUUGUUGUUUUGCUGGAGACAGAGAUCAGUACAUCCUCUCCGGCUCAGAUGACUUCAACCUGUACAUGUGGAAGAUCCCGUCCAGCCCAGAAGCAGGUGGACCAGGAAGAGUUGUAAAUGGCGCCUUUAUGAUACUGAAGGGACAUCGGUCAAUUGUCAAUCAAGUGCGAUUCAACCCGGACUCCUACAUGAUCUGUUCUUCAGGUGUUGAGAAGAUCAUAAAGAUAUGGAGCCCUUACAAGCAGCCACACUGUUCUGGGGAUCUUGAUGGUGAGCUGGAGGAUGAUUCCCGCAGUUUGUACACACAUGAAGAAUACAUUGGACUUGUGCUCAAUAGUGGAAGUGGAUUGUCCCAUGAUUACGCCAACCAGUCAGUCCAGGAAGACCCUCGAAUGAUGGCAUUUUUCGACUCCCUUGUCAGACGUGAGAUAGAAGGGUGGAGCUCAGACUCUGAUAGUGACAGCACAAUUCUGCAGCUCCAUCCUGGAGUCAGCGAGCGCUCUGCUUACAGUGACUCUGAAUCCUCAGCAGCUUCCGUACCUCCUUCUCCUGCACAGGUCCCCGGAGAGUCUGAUGAGGCUGCCACUGCUGGGGAAUCACAGAGAUCAAACGAAUCUCCUUCUAGAAGACCCAGGACUACAUCUCAAAAAUUACGACUAUUAGCACUUACAAAAUAUCAAGACAAAUAUCUAGCAGCUAUUGCCAACAAUUCCGACUCCGAGGAUAAUGCAGGGGAAACGGAAGCUGAGAGAAGCGCACUUCCUCGCUCCCCAAGUCCUGAGGAGGACCGAUCGAGCAGCAGUAGCAGCAGCAGCAGUAGCAGCAGCGAUGAGGAGGACACCCUUAAUGACCGCAGGAGUUCAAUACGACAGCGCAAUGCAUUAAGGCAGAAGCAGAAAAUGCAGAAGGAGGAAAAGGCAAAAUUGAACUCUGAAAGUACAUCCGCAAUAAUCGGGGAGGAUGUGCACGAUUACCCCCAGAUUACAGUGAACGAACAAUCUACAUCUGCCGAGUCUUCACCGGACAGAAGAAGUCCUACUAGGGCAGACCGGAAAUCUUCACUCUGCCCUAACAUAGACUCUGUUGAAAGGAAGAUCUACAAAGCUUACAAAUGGCUUCAGUAUUCGUAUAUAUCUUACUCUAAGGGUAAAGAGGGCGAAUCUUCCACUGUGGGUGGAGACGCUGACGACACAAGGCCAGGAACAAGCAGUAGGAGUAGUAAUACCUUGCCACUCGCUAUAGAAAAUGAUCAUACUUCCGACAGUAAAGACUCCUUACUAGAUAGCCUUAACCUCCGGAAGAAGCAUCAAAACGAAAAGCAUUUCUGGGUGGAAGAAAUAGAGAAUUCUUCGCAAGACACAGGGUCAUCCGAGUCCAAAAAACUGAACGGAACUUCUGUCCAUAAAGAAUUAACAUCUUGCUCCGAGGACUCUUGUGAUCUGCGCGACGGUAACACAGUGCAAACCAGCACCGAAUUCAUAGUAAACCAGCAAUCCCCCUGUUCUGACAGUAAAAGCACAGACAGCAGCGUAAAGAGCCAGGAGGGGGAAGUAAAAGAGGAGGACGCAGAUGUCACCUGUACUCGCCAGAGCAAUGGUCAUCUGCAUCUCCACCCCACAGACUCCAACAACAGUGGGCAGAGUUAUGUGGAGCAGGUAACGGCGUGUUGCCAUACACACUCCAGUAUAGACAGCACUAACUCCAUGCAGGUGGUGACACCGCUACACCGGUGCAUGUGUUUAACAGAAGUGGGCUCUACGAGGAGUACCAAAGAGAAUGCCACAUGCCAUGCAGACAAUGGAGGUUUACAGCCUUCCAGUGGGCUGAAAAGACACUGGCAAGAGGAGUGUGAAAAUUCUUCCUCUGAGAAGAAAAGGAAGCUAUAGGUUUGGGUAUCCUCAUAUGGUUGAGGAGAUUCCCUAAGUGUGUAAAAAAAAAAAAAAAUCUGGGGCUAUAUCUGUCAAUUUUAGGAGAUGUAGCCCCGGCUGAGUUUGCACUAAAAGCAGCAGUGUUUCCUUUCAGCAAUUCCUUUUUUUUUUUUUUUUUAAAUAAUUUUUCCUGUCUCCCUCCCAUGUUAAGGUUUGGUUUGGUGAUAACGUGGGCGCCUGCACUGGUGGGUGGAUAGGAAGCGACACCAUGCCGCGGCAAAAAUCUGAACUGGUCUCUUUUCUGUAUAUUGCCAAAGCAAACAAACACUUGAUCGAUCGGAUCAAAAUAUCUGUGACAAGAAAACCUUAGGACUGACCCAUGAAAUUAAAGAAAAUCCUUCUUUCCAGUCUUUUCUCGUUUGGGUGGUUUUGUUUGACUCUGGCAUUUGGGUGAUGCGCUCAUGUAAUAAAAUGUAGAUUCGUUUGUGCUGUUGGAUGUUAAUCCACUAAUGAUGAAUGAUCACUAACGAAAGUGUUGUCAUGGGGAGUGCUAGGAAGAUUUGUAUGAAUGACCAUGAAAAUUGUAUUUGGCUUUGUCACUUUAUGGCAAUUGGUUUGGCGCUGCAUGACGCCAAUUGGCAACGUACCGUGUUUUCAUGGGAAUGCAACAUUGCUAUCAGUUAAUAUGGGUUACGAUUGGUGUAUACCAGGGAUCAGCAACCUCCGGCGCUCCAGCUGUUCUGAAGCUACAACUCCCAGAAUCCUCCUUUCACUUCUUUGGGAGUUACAGGAACAGCUGAGAAAAUGUGCACGCUGGGAUUUGUAGUUUCACAGCAGUUGGAGUGCCGAAGGUUGCUGAACCCUGGUGUAUAGGCCAAAUGAAUUCAGCUGCAUGCCGCAUACUUUCAUACUUCUGCCUUUACAUUGAAAUAAAGGCAUUGGGGCACAUUUACUAAUCCUGUAGAUGGUGUAAACUAAACCCGGCUGUCUAGACCUGCACCAGAUCACAGGGGCUCAGACGGGAUGUGGUCUAACUCUAUACCAACUAUUGGUUGGCUUAGUUUGCGACAAUUUUACGCUGGAUUUGUGGCAUAAUUAUGGUGCAUCUUAGGUCACACUCCAUUUCCCACUAAACCAUGUCCCCCUUGGUGAGCUAGAUACAGUACUGUAGAUUUUUCUAAAACUUGAUGCACCAAAUUGCGCCAGAAUUUUCCACAAUGUACGACAAUGUCUAGGUGCAGUCCGAUUAGUAAAUGUGGGUCGGUGUGCGCAUUAAGCGUUUUUUUUUAUUCAGGACGCUCUUGUAUUGAUAAGCAUAUUUAACUAUGCUUUCCAAUAUAGUUUAAAUAAGGCCGAAGCCAUGUACCACCCGGACUUUUGACAAAAACAAGAAAAAAACUGACUGGUCUGGUUUACUGUAGGCUAUGAAUGUGAUCGCAUGUAUGCUGGAAGCAUUUCCAGUUAUAAUGCAACAAACAUACACAUGCAGCCUUCGCUGCACCUUAGGGAACCUGUCAUCGACUUUAUGCAGCAUA